AUGCUGACAGAAGCUGCUGCUGCCACUGUGUUUACUGAAGCCACAAACAUUCUAUGGCGUUGCCAUAGCAACAAAUCCAAGGCUCUCUAUGUGGCUCAACUGGACAAGCAGAAACACAAGAACAACACCCUUGUGGCUGAACUGAGGAAUGUUGAGCAGAAGCUGGAGGGUCAUCAGGUUAAGUGGGAGGAGGAAAAGACAUCCCUCAUUCAGGCCACAAAAGACUUGAAGGAGACUGUGCAGGAACUGGCCAAGAGUGAGGACGAGGCUAAGAAGACUGUAGAAAGAUCCAAGGCUUCCCAUCAACUUCAGAUUAGGGAACAGAAAGCAGAGAACAGAGAGAUUGCAUCUGCCCUCAAAAACGUAAAACAUCUGCUGGAAACUGAGCACCUCCACUGGCAGCAGGAGAAAUCCUCCCUGCUGGAGGAGAUGGAGAAAUCCAGAUCUGGCUGUGAGGUUAACCUGGAUGAGCAGAAACACAACAGCAAAACUGUUAUGUAUUCUCUUAAUACAGUUAAGCAACAGCUUGACAAACAUCUCAUAGAGUGGCAGGAGUUCAAGACCAAGGCAGAGGAGCAGAAACACAAGAACAGCACUCUCAGGGCUUGUCGGAGGAUGGCUGACAUGACAAAACUAAAAGACGUCCCUCAGUCAGGCCACAAGGUGUCUCAAGAGUACUGCAGGAAAAGGAGCUGGAGUGGGAGGGACAAGAAAUUUCCAUGAUGUCCCAGCUGGAAGAUCUAAUGAGGAAGAAGAUGAACAAGAUGAAAUGGUAUAGAAAGCUCUCCCAGUGGCCUGAUCCACAUUCAGAAACUGACAGGAGACUCAAACCCAUGCAUUUGUUUUCCUUGUGCAACCAGUGGUUUUUGGGUGCUCCGGUUAACAAAGCUUAAUUGAAGAGGAAAUUCUUUGAUUAAAAGAAAAAAAAUAUGUGAGAUCAGAUGAUACCACCUUAACACCCAAAACGGCCUUUUGAGGGUCAUGACUCAACUUUUCCCUUUGCAAGCAGUGGUUUUCUCCGGGAUGUUCCGGUUAACCAAUUUUAAUUGGAGAAGAAAUUCUUCGAUUAAAAGAAAAAAAUAUAUGAGAUCAGAUGAUACAAUCUUACCCCCCGCCCCCCCAAAGCAGCUUUUUGAGGGUCAUGACUCAACUUUUCCUCUGCAACCAGUGGUUUUCUCUGGGAUGCUCCGGUUAACCAAUUUUAAUUGAAGAAGAAAUUCUUUGAUUAAAAGAAAAAAAAAUAUAUGAGAUCAGAUGAUACAACCUUUACCCUCCAAAACAGCCUUUUGAGGGUCAUGACUCAGCUUUUCCUGCACAACCAGUGGUUUUCUCCGGGAUGCUCCGGUUAACCAAUUUGAAUUGAAGAAGAUAUUCUUCAAUUAAAAGAAAAAUGUAUACGAGGUCAGAUGAUACAGUCUUAACCCCCCAAAACAGCCUUUUGAGGGUUUUGACUCAACUUUUCCUGUGCAACCAAAAAAAAAAAAAAAAAAACACUAACAGGGGAAAGUUGUGGGAGGACAGCAGUGGAAGGGUGACAGCAAUAGCGAUCGUGGGUUUUGAAGGUUUAGAGAUUUGUGAAAUUUAACGUGUAUGGAGUGUAUAGUUAGGGUUAGUGUGUGUUUAAUGUGUAGUGUAAUGGUUUUUUUUGUUUGUUUGUCAAAACAAUGAGGCGACCACUGAAUGUGGAGCGGACGGUGCAGCUCUUCUUUGAGCUGGAAGGAGCAUUGCCUGCAUUUUAAUUUUUUUUUUUUUUUUUUUUUUACACCAUUUUAUGUUUGCAAUUUAAGUUAUACAAAUGGCUCAAUAAACAUGUUUGUGGUUUUCGGGGUAAAAAAUCUAACUUUUUACUACUCAGAUUUUAUGUUUUUUGUGUGAUUUUAGGUCAAUUGUGUUAAUGCAGUAUUUCAAAAUGAAAAAAUAACUGUACAGGUCAAUAACAUAUUCAA
Molecule: messenger RNA, 1946 nt
Organism: Acanthopagrus latus (yellowfin seabream)
Lineage: Eukaryota; Metazoa; Chordata; Actinopteri; Spariformes; Sparidae
Product: moesin-like
Exons: 3
Coding region: 1-723 (240 amino acids)
Source: RefSeq, a predicted model, not a curated record